GGCGGGGGUGAGUCGGAGGGAGCGAAGAUCGACGCCAGCAAGAACGAGGAGGACGAGGGGUGAGCGCGGGGCUUCUCUGUGCGCGGGGCGGCCCGGUUUGUUUACAUGGCGCCGCGGGGACUCCGUGCCUGCGCGGGGCUGUCCGGGGGGACGUGCGUCGUUUAUGUGAGUCGGCGACCGCCCCGCAGCCCGCUGGUGGUCGUAGUUGAGUGCUGUUCGGCCCGCGGGAGGGGUUUUCUGACCUGUCACUUCUCGGGCUGGGGGAAAGGCAGCGUUCUGACAGCUCGUCCGGACGCUGGGGGAACGCUGAGCACCCUCCGUGCUAAGCCCGGGUACGGUAGGGUUUUCCGUCUGCGUUUGGGAUCAGAGAGGGUUUUCUGCCCAAAAGGGGGCACUUGUUCUUCUACCCUCAAGUUCUCCCGUUUGCCGACUGUGGACCUGGGAUAUCCCUAUGUUGGCAACGGCCGGGAAACUUCCUGAUCGGCCUGCAGCCGCCGGGCUGUUGUGUGCUGCGUCUGAAGCUUGGCAGCUGUGCCUGCGCGCUUCUCAGUGCUUAGUCUGGAAAGAAGCAUACACCGAUGUGUCCUAAACCAGCUAAAUCGGCCUUUGGGAAGCAUCCGUAUUUUCCUUGCUUUUGAUGGCCCCGUGGCAUUGCAUGUAGGAGUUCGUUGUGUGCCCACAAUAUUGUAGCUUUGCGAUGGUUGUCCAGUUUUUGCUGCUUUGUUACCACAUUUCCAUAUACAGUUUUGCCCCGUGCUGGAAAAGCCCUUUGGAAGGGCAUCGAUUUCAGGCUCCUGUUUAUGGACUGUCAUGAGCUCAGUGAUAGAAAGCAGAGGCUUGUAAGCUCGUGCUAGUUGCUCUGUUGAUAGCUGUAAAAGAGAUGCUUUGUAUGUCACGUAGCACGUGUAGGUUCAGAAGGAACUACCAGAGAAUCAGUAUUCCUCCCCUCCAUAUCAGAAAUAGGAUGCUACAUUUUCAGCCUGCCCUAUGUUUUGCUGCCUAGAACAAAAACAAACACAACCACUGAUAAAUCUGUGGGAUUACUGAGCCCUACUAGUAGGAGCUGCUGUUUUUCCAGCAUGGACUGGUUUCUUUUUCUAUGCUGCUUCCCAGACCAGCAUGGUAGGACUUGUAUGUUUUUUGGAGAGAGAGCUGGGAAGGGUAUAGAGGAUUGGUGCUCCUGUUCACUAAUUAAACAACUUAAUUUAGAAACACCUGAACCUUGUGAACCCCCCCAUACACCUGAGGUUUGUCAGAAGCUGAUGUUCUUGUUUAUUUUAUAAGAGCACAGCCAAUUCAACAAGGAGCGAGUUCACGUGAGCAGCGUGGGUUUGGGAGAGUCAGGCAUGUGGAAGUGCACCACAAUUGGUGCAGGAAUAUUGGCACACAGAGAGCGGAGGAGAUGGAAAUGGGCUCACGUGGCUUCUCAGGUCUUCUGAAAAUGUUUAUUGGUGGCCUCAGCUGGGACACUACCAAGAAAGAUCUGAAGGACUACUUCUCUAAAUUUGGUGAAGUCGUAGACUGCACUCUGAAGCUGGAUCCCAUCACUGGGCGAUCAAGAGGCUUUGGCUUUGUGCUCUUCAAGGAAUCGGAGAGUGUAGAUAAGGUCAUGGACCAGAAAGAACACAAGCUGAAUGGGAAGGUUAUUGAUCCUAAAAGAGCUAAAGCCAUGAAAACAAAAGAACCUGUUAAAAAGAUUUUUGUUGGGGGCUUAUCUCCAGAUACACCUGAAGAGAAAAUAAGGGAGUACUUUGGAGCUUUUGGUGAGGUUGAGUCUAUAGAGCUUCCCAUGGACAACAAAACUAACAAGAGGCGUGGAUUCUGUUUCAUUACCUUCAAGGAAGAGGAACCAGUGAAGAAAAUCAUGGAGAAGAAAUACCACAAUGUUGGGCUUAGUAAAUGUGAAAUAAAAGUAGCCAUGUCAAAGGAACAGUACCAGCAGCAGCAGCAGUGGGGGAGCAGAGGAGGGUUUGUGGGAAGAGCUCGAGGAAGAGGCGGCGGCCCCAGUCAAAACUGGAACCAGGGCUACAGCAACUACUGGAAUCAGGGGUAUGGGAACUAUGGCUACAACAGCCAAGGGUACGGAGGUUAUGGAGGAUAUGACUACACGGGCUACAACAACUACUACGGAUACAGUGACUAUAGCAAUCAGCAGAGUGGUUAUGGGAAAGUAUCUCGGCGAGGCGGUCAUCAAAAUAGCUACAAACCAUACUAAAUUAUUCGGUUUGCAACUUACCCCAACCAGGUGGAGAAGCAGUAUUUUCUCAUUUGAAGACUGAUUUGAGGUGGCACAUGCUACCUGCAGCUCAGACUAGUUUUUGUACGAAGUUCAUGAAUUGGAAGUAAGACGUUGGGUCCCUCUGAAGUUUGAGUUUUCAUUUAAAACAAAAUUGCUUUCACGGUCUUAUUUUUUAAUUACUAUGCUUAAGAAUCAAUUUGUUUUAUGCCCCUUUCUCAGUAUUGUAGCGCAAGUCUUGUGUUUAAAAGCCCAGUGUGAUGGUGUCAUGAUGUAGUAGUGUCUUACUGGUUUUUUAAUAAAUCUUUUUGUAUAAACGUG
Gallus gallus (chicken) is the source of this 2557-nucleotide messenger RNA. It is a transcript of the gene HNRNPD, whose product is annotated as heterogeneous nuclear ribonucleoprotein D. The record is from RefSeq and is a predicted model, not a curated record. The transcript is spliced from 8 exons. Gene Ontology annotation, biological process: regulation of gene expression. Gene Ontology annotation, molecular function: RNA binding. NCBI's taxonomy places the organism in Eukaryota, Metazoa, Chordata, Aves, Galliformes, Phasianidae. Gene Ontology annotation, cellular component: nucleoplasm. The coding region runs from base 1403 to 2215 and encodes 270 amino acids.